Orussus abietinus is the source of this 2028-nucleotide messenger RNA. It is a transcript of the gene Shmt, whose product is annotated as serine hydroxymethyltransferase, cytosolic. Gene Ontology annotation, cellular component: cytosol; nucleus; cytoplasm. Bases 239 to 1927 code for a protein of 562 amino acids. Gene Ontology annotation, molecular function: serine binding; cobalt ion binding; protein homodimerization activity. NCBI's taxonomy places the organism in Eukaryota, Metazoa, Arthropoda, Insecta, Hymenoptera, Orussidae. The transcript is spliced from 7 exons. The record is from RefSeq and is a predicted model, not a curated record. Gene Ontology annotation, biological process: purine nucleobase biosynthetic process; folic acid metabolic process; protein homotetramerization.
AAGGGAUGCGCGUCUCUCCUCUUCCUCUACUUGACCUCGAUUUUUUACAAUUAAUUCCCAUUUCAGUGAUUGUAUAACAUAGUUCCUAGUAGGAAAACGUGUUUAUAUAGUUUUCGUGCUUGCAUUUCUACGAGGAAUCGCGUAUUAACGAUAUCUUUGGACGUUAUUUGCGAUAAAUGCGGUUUGGUUUUUCGGGUUUGAAGGGCCGCCAUUUUGGUUUUUUUUUUCGGCGUCAGCCAUGGCCGCGCACUCGCUUUUCCAUUUCAUGAUUUCUUUACGAGGCGGCCGAUAUUUUUCUCAUUCGUUCUCUGUCGGCGAAGCUUUACUCACGUUUAUCCUCUCUUUAGAUAACCUCAAAAUGACGGUCAGGUGUUCGAGCCUCUACGGCUCGCGAUUGGUUAGGAACCUUUUCAAACGACACUUCGAACCUAUAAAAGGACUCCUCAGUUGGCGGGAAACGCACGGCAAUCUACGCAAUUCACGUGAAAGUUUCGAAGGGCACUCUGUCGCUACUUUUUAUCGUUCCGCAAGUACCAUGGCUGGAUUAAUUCAUCAAAAUGUUUGGGAAAGCGACCCGGAGCUCUUUGAACUCAUGAAGAAAGAAAAGAAGCGGCAGGAGUCGGGGCUCGAGAUGAUCGCCAGUGAGAAUUUCACUUCUCUCAGUGUUCUCCAGUGUUUGAGUUCCUGCCUGCAUAAUAAGUACAGUGAGGGACUCCCUGGACAACGGUAUUAUGGUGGGAACGAGUUUAUUGAUGAGAUCGAGUUGUUGGCUCAGAAACGUGCCUUGCAAGCAUUUAAUUUGAAUCCUGAAGAAUGGGGCUGCAACGUUCAACCGUAUUCAGGAAGUCCGGCAAAUUUUGCAGUUUACACAGGAUUGAUUCAGCCGCAUGGGAGAAUCAUGGGUCUGGAUUUACCGGAUGGAGGACAUCUGACGCAUGGUUUCUUCACUGCACAAAAGAAGAUAUCAGCCACUUCGAUCUUUUUUGAGUCGAUGCCAUACAAAGUGAACCCUGGAACAGGACUAAUUGAUUAUGAUAAACUGGCUGAUGAGGCGCGAUUGUUUAAGCCAAAAAUCAUCAUAGCCGGAGUUUCUUGCUACAGCAGGUGUCUGGAUUACAAGAGGUUCCGGGAAAUAGCUGAUGAGAAUAAUGCUUACUUGUUCAGUGAUAUGGCCCAUGUCGCUGGUCUCGUUGCAGCUGGGAUCAUUCCUAGUCCUUUCGAAUACAGCGAUGUGGUCUCAACGACUACACACAAAACUCUCAGAGGUCCACGUGCCGGAGUCAUUUUCUUCCGGAAAGGAAUUCGUGGUGUUAGCAAGACCGGGGAGAAGAUCAAGUACGACUUUGAGAGCAAAAUCAAUCAGGCGGUAUUUCCAGGACUUCAAGGUGGCCCACACAAUCAUGCCAUCGCUGGCAUAGCUACAACAAUGAAACAAGUUAAAACCCCAGAAUUUAUUGAAUACCAGAAGCAAAUAGUGGCCAAUGCGAGGAGGCUGUGCAGCGGCUUGCAAAAGUUAGGAUACAAAAUUAGCACCGGUGGCACCGAUGUUCACAUGCUUCUUGUCGACUUGAGGUCCACCGGAAUUACUGGAGCUAGAGCUGAAAAGAUACUCGAAGAAAUCUCCAUUGCUUGCAACAAGAACACAGUUCCUGGAGAUAAGAGUGCGCUCAAUCCAUCCGGUAUCAGGUUAGGUACUCCUGCAUUGACAACGAGGGGACUCAAAGAGGAAGACAUUGACAGGGUGGUUGACUUUAUUCACAGAGGUUUAACAUUGUCUAAAGAAAUAAGCAAGAUAUCAGGACCUAAACUGGUCGACUUCAAGGAAACUCUGAAGGACCCUGCGGUUGCCGAGAAGGUUUCGGCACUUCGUAGCGAAGUGGAAGAGUUCUCAAGAAAGUUCUCGAUGCCUGGCCUUGAGGAAUAUUAGAAGGCUGCGAUGUCACUUGUAAAUAUGCAGAGCCUAAAAGUACUCAUUUAAUAUUUUUUUUUAAAUUGUCAAUAAUAAUAAAAAGCAUCCAUUUUCGUAAA